This is a messenger RNA of Gigantopelta aegis, 6990 nucleotides long. Its product is annotated as sodium- and chloride-dependent glycine transporter 2-like. The coding region runs from base 124 to 2085 and encodes 653 amino acids. The record is from RefSeq and is a predicted model, not a curated record. Gene Ontology annotation, biological process: sodium ion transmembrane transport. Lineage: Eukaryota; Metazoa; Mollusca; Gastropoda; Neomphalida; Peltospiridae. The transcript is spliced from 15 exons. Gene Ontology annotation, cellular component: membrane.
CUUAUAUACAUGGGACAUUGAUACAAGUUUUGACAGGUGAAUAGUUGGAUGUACGUUCCCAAAGCGUAAGAUACUGGGGACAUUUUGGCGUCUUGUAUUUAAGCAAGUUUAAGAAAACCAACCAUGGGAGAAGUUGAGGAGGAGGUUAUUGAACGGGGGAAUUGGGGGAGCAAGGCUGAUUUCCUCUUGUCAUGUAUCGGGUUCGCAGUCGGGCUCGGAAACGUCUGGCGGUUUCCUUACCUCGCCUACAGCGAUGGUGGAGCUACCUUCCUCAUCCCGUACAUCAUAAUGCUGAUUCUUGCUGGUCUCCCCUUGUUCUACAUGGAACUUGCUUUGGGGCAGUUUGCAUCAGAAGGACCCAUUACGGUCUGGAAAGUGAGCCCAAUUUUUACAGGAAUUGGAUUCGCCAUGGUGUGGAUUAGCGCGACGGUGUCAAUUUACUACAAUGUCAUCAUCACGUGGGCCAUCUACUACAUGUUCGUCUCGUUUGUCUCCCUUGACGACAAGUUGCCAUGGCAAACGUGUAACAACACGUUUAACACGGAGAAAUGCAGAAUAGAACCAUAUCCAGAUGUUCUCAGCAUGAACGAGAGUUUUGCUGAGAAAGCAAUAUGGGGUGAAAUGUUCAAGAGAAACUGCGUUGCAGACAGAAUAGCGUGGGAAAACAUUACCACUCCGUACAAUUUGACGAACGUGGCGGAAAUCAACAGCACCAUUUCCGUGAGCAAGGAGUUCAAGAAGGGUUUCGCCGACUGCAAAUUCGAAUACAAGACAUCGAGUGAAGAGUACUUUAACAACUUCGUCCUACGAAUGGACCAAUCCGUCGGUCUGGAAGACGUGGGAAUGGUGAGCGUGAAAAACGUACUCACUCUCUUGGUGGCGUGGCUUUUGAUUUUUGCGUGCCUUAUGAAGGGGGUCAAAUCGUCCGGCAAGGUCGUGUACUUCACGGCCACGUUCCCCUACAUAGUGCUGGUGAUCCUGCUCGUACGGGGCGUCACGUUGCCUGGAUACAUGAAAGGAAUCGAGUUCUACGUCAUCCCCAAAGUGGAGAAACUGGCAGACUUUACGGUGUGGGGUCACGCCGCUACACAGAUCUUCUACUCGCUGGGGCCUGGCUUUGGCGGCUUGAUGACCAUGUCUAGUUACAACAAAUUCAAAAAUAACUGCUAUGUAGAUGCGGUCGUGGUGGCUGUGAUCAACUGCAGUACGAGUAUUUUCGCUGGAUUCGCCAUUUUCUCACUGCUCGGCUUCAUGGCUGAACGAACAAAUCAAGACAUUGAGAAUGUUGUAGAUCAGGGUACUGGACUUGCCUUCAUCGCUUACCCAGAAGGCAUCGCGCAACUUCCGGCUGCACCUGUGUUCGCCUUCCUAUUUUUCUUCAUGUUGCUAACUUUAGGACUCGACAGUCAGUUCGCCAUGAUGGAGACGGUGAUCAGCGCGUUUACCGACAUGUUCCCCGGAAAGCUUCGAAAACACAAGGUUCUCUUCACACUGUUCUGCUGUACCGUGGGCUUUAUAGCCGGAAUCCCAUUGGUUACAGAGGGCGGCAUAUACGUGUUCAAUUUGUUUAACUCCUACACUGGCUCCUACCAGCUAAUAUUGGUAUCCUUAGCUGAACUUGUGGCUAUAAUGUACGUUUACGGUAUUAAUAACUUUUGCAAGGAUAUAGAAAUGAUGAUUGGUUAUCCACCUAAUAUAUACUGGAAGGCGAUGUGGUUUGUCAUUACUCCAGGUGUUAUUGUGUUUAUUGUGAUCUCAUUCGCUUAUGGCCAUGUUCGGCUGACUUACGGCACAUACACCUAUCCAGACUGGGGCGAAGCUGUUGGUUGGCUCUUCGUCGCAAUCCCACUAAUCAUGAUGGUGGUUACGGCCAUCUACAUGGUCUUCAAAAUGGGCUUGCGCGACGCCUUGAGGCCGCUACCCACUUGGGGUCCCGCUAUGCCAGAAGACAAAAUCGGUCGCUAUGCCGCAGUCAACUAUGGUUACGAUAACGAAGGCGGGGAUCUGCCUUUUACCGUAGUGAACGGCAAAGAACCCGUAAACCCCGAAGAUGUGAAGCCACAUUACAUAAAUGAAAAACUAUGAAAAGAUUUUUGAAUGAGUUAUUUUUUUAACAAUGUAAACAGACUGUACAGUUUUAAUAGAAAAUGUUUUUUUGUUUUUUUUACAUGACAUUCAUAAAAAAAACUAUGCACCAUAAUUUGUUAUAACAAUACAUUGCUUUUUAGAUGUACUUUAGUGGAAAGGGGUAUAUUGCUUUUAAACUAAAAUCAAUAAUAUAAAUGUUAUUAUUUUAUUAUUAAAUAUUGUAUGGAGUAGAAAUAUUUAUUACAUGUAUUUUUCUAGUUUUGUGUGUUUCAUUCACUACUUUGAUGUCCGUAUCAAUCAUACAAUGUAUAAAAGAAAAUCUGUGUGUAUAUAUAUAUAUAUAUAUAUAUAUAUAUAUAUAUAUAUAUAUAUAUAUAUAUAUAUAUAUAUAUAUAUAUGAUUAUAUUUUGUAUGUUUGUAUGUGUUACCCAUACCAUAUCAGAUAUUAUUUUAGUCUUUAAUCUUUGUUUUACAUUGCGGGAAUACUGCAAAGGCUGUGCACGUUACCUGCAAACAGGUGGUUAAGUAUCGAGAUAAUAUAAUAAAAAUAGCUUCUACAACAAUCUGUGUACUGUUAUAGAGUACAACAUGAUGCUAUAAUAUACAUUUGUAUUGUACAAUGACAAUGAUUACAUUUAUAGUAUGGAAUACAAUGGAUUUUGUUAUAUGCUCACAAAUAUAAUACCUCACAUGACUGUAUGAUAUGAGAAGACGACAUAAUACUGACGUCCAAUAGAAACUUUACAAGGCUUGAAAUUGCAUUAUACAAAACCAACAAAUUGUAUGGUGGGAUAUUAAAAUAUGAUGAUGCUGAACAUCGAAAUGUGACAAUGCACUUCGUUAUACAUACAAAAUGUUUGUAAGGUGAUUUCUGAAUUUAUUUAUUUUUUCAAUUAGCAACAAUAUUUAUGAAAUAAUUCAAAUUCUAUAUAUAACAAAGAUUCUUUUGGAUGUCGGUAUACCUUUAACUGGGUUUGUGUAACUGGAUGUAUUCUGGUAGGCAGUAACUAACCUAAACGUUGUGUACAAGGGUUGGGUCAGGUCAGGUCAGGUCAGGUCAGAGAGUUUAACGUGCACAUUCAGAGCAAGCUAUUGUAGCGCACGCCUGUCCUGGGCGCAGAUGUCGGCCUCAGCCGGUUCCUCCGUCCAGGACAGGAAAGGGGAGGGGAGGGUGAAGGGGGGACCGCCUGCACUGUCAGGUGUAAGGGAGCACCUGCAGUCCGACCGUGAUCGGUAACAAGGGUUAGGAUUACUGUUUGUUUUAUAGCAACCUAACAUAUCCCAUAGCAAUAACAAAGAACAAUGGGUGGUGCGUUUUCAUUGAAGUCCAGUAUGUGUCGGGCGAGUCAGAAAAACGUUCCGAGAUUUAACGUGUAAAAUUUUACAUAUUAUAAGAUCCCGAUGACGAAGCAUUCAAAAUGAUAUAUUACUGUUGUUCCUAACUGAAUUUCAUUCAUUUAUACUUAUUUUCGUGCUUCUAAUUAAUUAAGGUUCAAGCACGCUGUCCUGUGCAGGCACACGUCAGCUAUCUGGACUGUCUGUUCAGGACAGUGGGUUAGUGUUUAGUGAGAGAGUACUACACCUAUCCACUACGUUUUCGAACUUAGAACCUUCCAGGCUUAAAUCAAAGAUGAUUGAUCGGUUCACCGCCUUUUUUCGCAACGGCUCGCAAACGUUUCUUGCGUAAAGUAAUCCUUCAUAUUAGCCAGAUUUCAUUAGCCGACGUUAUAUACAUGGUAGCGUUGUAGAUAGCCCUCGUAUAUGUAAUGUUCCGCGAUAGUCUUAUUUUUAAAUGAAAUAUAAAUAAACAUAUAUUUUGAAUUUUAAGAUUGUUGUAUUUCAUCGCUGUUGUUACUCUUCCGACGAGUGGUAAAACGAAAGGAUGUCAUGAACUGUAAAUGUUGUACAAAUUAUUCCGUGUUAUUUUGUCUGUUUUAUUUCAUUAUAUAUGGCUCGCUGUAUUAAUGCACAGUCAAAUCUGUGUUAAGCAACCACACAAGUGAGUACAAGAAGAAGACAUUUUAGGACAUGUGGCUGUUUAAUACAGGUAACCUUGUACUUUAUUAGAUGGUAUUGGGAAAACAAUAGUGAUUUCUUAAGACAGGUGGCUGCUUUAUAAAGUGGCCGCUUUAGAAGGUUUUACUCUAUAGUGCCCUUGUGUGUAAUAAACAAAUGCUGAUACGUGAACUUGUAUGUUUUCAGUAUCUUCCUUAAUAUUCUCUGCGUCUGAAUUUUGGAUUGUGGCAUUAUUAAAUUAAAUGUUCUAGAUCGACAUUCUGUAUUUGUGUUAUUGUAUUUGUGCGAUACAUAAUAAUCAUAUGAAGAUGAGGCUAAUAUAUGUAAACACCUGGAUCAAUGAAUAUAUAUAUUCUUCCCCCAUCCCAUACAGUACGUGUGUGACAUAAUCCAGGGAGUGCAGGGCGGUGGAUUUUCAUUUAACCACUUUGAUGCUACAACAUCUUUAAAAUUAGUUGGGGGGGGGGGGGGGGGUUCAAUCCCCAUCCCUAAUAAAAUUGCAGCCGUCCACUACUUGUGUUCAUGAACAUUUUCCUGACAACCUUGUAAAUAAUGGACUUAGUCGUUAUCACUCGACAUUUGAUUCUGUGUAUCUGUUAAAAUUUCAAUUUGAGACAAAAUAACUUUGCAUUAAUCAAAACAGACGCGGAAUGGGGUGGGGGGUGUAUUGUGUUUCUGUUUGCAUUAGAUAAUAAUAGAUAUACCAUCUUUUUAAACAGGAUUUUAUACAGAAUUUUAAUCUUUAAUAGAGAUUAAUUUUGAAAAAUAAAAUCUAUUCGAGUAAUUGGCCACGUUUCACUAAGGCUAGGGUCAGACUACCAACCGCCAGAACAGAGUUGACCAACUGUCUGCUAGCAGGACUACGACUGUCCAGUUGCUAGUCUGAGCGCUCUUACAACUCGAUUCUCGUCGUAUACGACUUCUACGAUCAGUUAGUUGUCAAUCUGAGCUCACCCAUCUAAGUUGGCAGUUGGGGGAAAUUACAACACAACUUCGUCGUGUCAGUUGGCAGUCUGAAACUAGCAUAAAACAUUGGAUUUAAUGAUCGUGUUCACAUUUGGAAGGUUGAUGUUUUUUUCGACUAUGAUUUUACAACUCAUACUGGCACUUUGUCUUACCUCGGGAUGAAGCUUUUGCUAAAUGUAAAAUAGUCCUAUUUUUGUACGCAAACUUUGUUGAAAACUGUCUUUCUUUUAUAAUAAUUCCACAUAUGUAUUAAAUCUUUUUAUAAUAGGAAUUAGCAUAUUUUUAAAGACAUUCCACCUUUUUGGUUUUACUAUUUAGAGCAGUUUUUGUUCUAUGGAUAUUACUGUUUACAACUAUAUGAAUUUAUGUGCUUUUUUUCGGAUACAAAAUAUAUAUACGUGUAUGUAGAUAAUCUAAUAUAUUAGUACAGUCGUGUUUGUUGCAAUAGUCCGUGUGAAUUUUCGAAGUUUAGUCUUAAUUUCAUUUUGAUAUUGGGUUUACGUCGUGUAUACAUAAAAAAAAAAACCCGAUGCAAAUUGUAUAUUGUAGAUAUAUAUGGAUGAUCAUUACAAUAUUGUUGAACAUAGUUGUUUCAGCAUUUGAAAAUGCACAGUAUGUUUGUCUCAUUCGCCUUAUGCUUGACAGCUAAGUAUAUUUGCAUAAGAAUACUUUUCAACAGUAUGUGUUUAGGCCUAUUUGUUUUUAAUCAAAAUUCAAAAACAAAAGGAUCAUGCAUUAUGCGCAAUAUGCCUAUACUUGAAUUUAACGAAAUGGGCCAUAUAUAAGAUGAAACAUCUAAAAGAUAUCUCAUUUUCAUCCAUAUGCAAAGAAAUCCCAUAUUAAAAAUAAAUUCACGACAUGCUACCUAACUCAAUGAAACAUUUCAUUUCAAUAUGGAAGCGAGGCUUGUGCUUCCAUAUGUGUUCCAUGUUCAACUCAUAUAAUUUAUUAUAUUUCAUACACACUAUGUUCAUUUUAGGUUGUUUACAACUGUUUAUACUAUUAUAUUUUUGAUAUUUUAUUUCAUUUGUUUCAAAACUAUGUCUUAACAUUCACACUGUGCAAUGUUUCGUCAUUUGAUUCUGUAAUUGUUUUUUUCUUUUCGGUGAUCUUAAACAAGCUUUGUUCCAUUCGUUCUUUAGGUUACAGUCAAUCGAAUAAAGCUAAAAUAAACAACGUGAUAGUUACAAAGUUCAAUUAUUGAUAAUACGUACAUAUCCGGUAGUUGUGGAAACAAGUGAAUUCGCAAUAUAAAUAAUAGCGUGAUACCUCUACAGUUUACGUUUCAGUGAGCAGUUUGGAUUAAAGUUUGAUGCCUUUUGUCGUCAUGUAACGCGGGUUCUUCCAUUUGGCUGCGCGGUUUUACGUGUUCUUGUUUAGAAUGUUAGUCACAAUGUCAGUAUAUCCAGUGUUUGUAUGAUCUUACUAAUUUUGGCAGUAGCUCAAUCUUCGUUUUAUUUCCUGAUACGAAGUCCCUCAGGACGACGAAAAACACACUGAGUUUACAGACACUAACAUUCAAGACAACACAAUAUAUUUGAGAUGUAAUUCUACUCGAUACAAAGGUUCUACUAGUCGAUAACAUGUUAUAGUGGAAGCAAACCCGGGACACUCUCUUUAACAGCUUUGAUGUGCAGAUCAGCUGCCGACAUGAUUCGGCUAAAUUGUUUUGUCACAGAAACAUUUACUAUUAUCGUCUAGUACAACGCAGAGCGAUGUGGGAAUAUCUAUGUUGUCGGAGUUGAACUAAAAUAGUGUAAUAUCUAAAUAUCCAAGUUAUUUAUCAGAUAUAUCAUGUAAGUGAGAAUUGCAGUUUACAGUUCGAAUAAUCAGAAGAAAUGUUUUUAGAUUGACAUUUAGAACAGUUCAUGUGUAAUAGAAUAUCAAAAUCGUAAUACGAAAUAAAGCAUUUUAUUCAGA